AUGCGAGGGAGCCGGCUGCAUCCAUCAGAAGUGACUUGUGUCCCUACAACCUCAGCUUCCCCCUACAACCCCAACAACCCCAGAUUCCACCUUAUAACCCCAGCUUCCCCCAACAACCCCAGCUUCCCCCUACAACCCCAGCUUCCCCCAACAACCCCAGAUUCCCCCACCAACCCCAGCUUCCCCCACCAACCCCAGCUUCCCCCAACAACCCGAGAUUCCACCCUAAAAACCCAGCUUCCCCCUACCUUCUCAGCUUCCCCCUACAACCCCAGAUUCCCCCACCAACCCCAGCUUCCCCUACAACCUCAGCUUCCCCUACAACCCCAGCUUCCCCUACAACCUCAGCUUCCCCUACAACCCCAGCUUCCCCUUACAACCCCAGCUUCGCCCAACAACCCCAGCUUCGCCCAACAACCCCAGCUUCCCCCUACAACCCCAGGUUCCCCCUACAACCCCAGCUUCCCCCUACAACCAUCAGCUUCCACUCUACAACCCCAGCUUCCCCCUACAACCCCAGCUCCCCCUACAACCCCAGCUUCCCCAACAACCCCAGCUUCCACCCUACAACCCCAGCUUCCCACUACAUCCCCAGCUUCCCCCAACAACCCUAGAUUCCAUCCAACAACCCCAGAUUCCCCCACAACCCCAGCUUCCCCCUACAACCCCAGCUUCCCCAUCAACCCCAGCCCCCCUACAACCCCAGCUUCCCCAACAACCCCAGAUUCCCCCUACAACCCCAGCUUCCUUAACAACCCCAGCUUCCACUCUACAACCCCAGCUUCCCCUACAACCCCAGCUUCCACUCUACAACCCCAGCUUCCCCUACAACCCCAGCUUCCACUCUACAACCCCAGCUUCCCCUACAACCCCAGCUUCCCCUACAACCCCAGCUUCCCCUACCCCUACAACCCCAGCUUCCCCCUACAACCCCAGCUUCCCCCUACAACCCCAGCUUCCCCUACAACCCCAGCUUCCCCUAUAACCCCAGCUUCCACCCUACAACCCCAGCUCCCCUACAACCCCAGCUUCCCCCAACAACCCCAGCGUCCACCCUAUAACCCCAGCUUUACAACCCCAGCUUCCCCUACAACCCCAGCUUCCCCCAACAACCCCAGCUUCCACCCUACAACCCCAGCUCCCCCUACAACCCCAGCUUCCCCCAACAACCCCAGCGUCCACCCUAUAACCCCAACUUCCACCCUACAACCCCAGCUUCCCCAACAACCCCAGAUUCCACCCUACAACCCCAGCUUCCCCUACAACCCCAGCUUCCUCCAACAACCCCAGCUUCCCCCAACAACCCCAGAUUCCACCUACAACCCCAGCUUCCCCUACAACCCCAGCUUCCCCUACAACCCCAGCUUCCUGAAAAUAACCCCAACUUCCACCCUACAACCCCAGCUUCCCCCAACAACCCCAGAUUCCACCCUACAACCCCAGCUUCCCCCUACAACCCCAUCUUCCUCCAACAACCCCAGCUUCCACUCUACAACCCCAGCUUCCCCUACAACCCCAGCUUCCACUCUACAACCCCAGCUUCCCCUACAACCCCAGCUUCCACUCUACAACCCCAGCUUCCCCUACAACCCCAGCUUCCCCCUACAACCCCAGCUUCCCCCUACAACCCCACUUCCCUAUAACCCCAGCUUCCCCUAUAACCCCAACAACCCCAGCUUCCCCCUACAACCCCAGAUUCCACCCUACAACCCCAGCUUCCCCUAUAACCCCAGCUUCCCCUACAACCCCAGCUUCCCCUACAACCCCAGCUUCCCCAACAACCCCAGCUUCCACCCUACAACCCCAGCUCCCCUACAACCCCAGCUUCCCCAACAACCCCAGCGUCCACCCUAUAACCCCAACUUCCACCCUACAACCCCAGCUUCCCCCAACAACCCCAGAUUCCACCCUACAACCCCAGCUUCCCCUACAACCCCAGCUUCCUCCAACAACCCCAGCUUCCCCAACAACCCCAGAUUCCACCCUACAACCCCAGCUUCCCCCUACAACCCCAGCUUCCUCCAACAACCCCAGCUUCCUGAAAAUAACCCCAGAUUCCACCCUACAACCCCAGCUUCCCCUACAACCCCAGCUUCCCCUACAACCCCAGAUUCCUGA
Oncorhynchus tshawytscha (Chinook salmon) is the source of this 2118-nucleotide messenger RNA. RefSeq names its product adhesive plaque matrix protein-like. The coding region runs from base 1 to 2118 and encodes 705 amino acids. Lineage: Eukaryota; Metazoa; Chordata; Actinopteri; Salmoniformes; Salmonidae. The transcript is spliced from 2 exons. The record is from RefSeq and is a predicted model, not a curated record.